AUGUCGCGUGAGGAGCCCUUGCUCGCUCCACGCCAUUCCUCCGAGCACUCGUCGAUCCGCAACGAAGACGAAGAAGACGCUCUCUUGACAGGCGAGCGUACAAACCGCUUCCGAGAUGGCCCACAGCGAGACUGGUCCUUCUGGCGACAGGCCGGCCUGUUUGCCUGGUCACUCAUAGCCACCCUGGCCGUCAUAAUCCUUGCUGUUCUGUACCAGCACAAGGUAACUACACCGCAAACUGGGUCGGACGGACUCACCUGGGGUCCUGGAGGCAAGCCUGUGGGAAAACGCAAUGUUAUCUUUAUGGUCUCGGAUGGAAUGGGUCCAACCAGUCUGUCCUUGACACGCAGUUUCCGCCAGCUCGAGCUGGGUCUCCCUGCCAAUGAUACCCUAGUUCUAGACCGGCACCAUGUUGGAACCUCGCGAACUCGUUCGUCGUCAAGUUUGGUCACGGACUCAGCCGCUGGUGCAACUGCGUUUUCUUGUGGCCACAAAAGCUACAAUGGUGCUAUCUCUGUCCUACCAAACCACACAGCCUGUGGAACUGUGUUGGAAGCGGCACACCUUGCAGGUUACAAGACAGGGCUGGUCGUCACCACACGCAUUACUGAUGCUACACCCGCAUGCUUUGCAUCGCACGCAAACCGACGAGAGUACGAAGAUCUUAUCGCGGAGCAAGAAAUUGGUGAACACCCCCUGGGCCGGGUCGUAGAUUUGAUUCUCGGAGGUGGCCGAUGCCACUUUCUACCGCGAGACGUCGAGGGCGGUUGUCGUGCAGAUGACAGGAAUCUUGUGGAGGAUGCGCAGGAUAAGGGCUUUCAUUAUAUUCAAGACCGAAACGCAUUUGAUGGCCUUAACGAAGGCCAAAAUGCCAAGCUCCCGCUGUUGGGUCUAUUUGCGGAAAGGGACAUCCCCUAUGAAAUCGAUCGUCGAUUUGUUGGCGAUACUUACCCUUCUCUCGAGGAGAUGGCUCGUACUGCGCUGUCUGCUCUCAGCAAAGCUACCGAGGAAAGCGACAAGGGCUUCUUCAUCAUGAUCGAGGGUUCCCGGAUUGACCAUGCCGGCCAUGGAAACGACCCGGCAGCACAAGUGCACGAAGUCCUCGCAUAUGACAAAGCGUUUGCUGCUGUACUGGAGUUCAUCGAAAAGGACGAUACCCCCACUGUCCUAGUCAGCACCUCUGACCAUGAGACAGGUGGACUCGCUGUCGCUCGGCAAUUGCACAAGUCGUACCCGGAAUACAAAUGGCUUCCAGAUGUUCUAGCCAAAGCUAAGCAUUCCGGUGAAUAUCUCCAGAAAAAGCUGAACGAAUAUCUUAGCUCAGAUGGCAAGGUCGAUAGCCAGAAGGAGCAGCGUGAAUAUCUACGCGAGUCACUCUUGAAGCAGGGAUUAGGCAUUGAAGACGCCACUGACGAAGAGGUUGAUUCGCUGCUUCAGACUGACAACGAGGUUUCGCCCAGCUACUUGUUUGCCGACAUGGUCAGUCGGCGUGCUCAGGUUGGCUGGACUACACAUGGACAUUCAGGCGUCGAUGUCAAUAUUUAUGCGUCGUCGACAAAGGACGCCUGGCCAUUGCAUGGCAACCACGAAAACACCGAAGUUGGUGAUUUCCUGGCCGCGUACCUCGACCUUGAUGUGGAAGCUGUCACACAAAAGCUGCAGGAACAAGCCACGCUGUCCUGGCUGGGUGAUCCACUGGGAGCUGAUAUUCGAGUCGAGCAUCUGGACAGCUACCAUGGAGAUUUCCGCAAGCGUGGAGAGAUCUGCAACUGUGGCCAGCACUAA
Molecule: messenger RNA, 1785 nt
Organism: Talaromyces atroroseus
Lineage: Eukaryota; Fungi; Ascomycota; Eurotiomycetes; Eurotiales; Trichocomaceae
Product: Repressible alkaline phosphatase
Exons: 2
Coding region: 1-1785 (594 amino acids)
Biological process (GO): dephosphorylation
Cellular component (GO): fungal-type vacuole membrane
Molecular function (GO): alkaline phosphatase activity
Source: RefSeq, a predicted model, not a curated record